Vigna umbellata (rice bean) is the source of this 3096-nucleotide messenger RNA. The record is from RefSeq and is a predicted model, not a curated record. NCBI's taxonomy places the organism in Eukaryota, Viridiplantae, Streptophyta, Magnoliopsida, Fabales, Fabaceae.
UCACAUAAUAAUGUCACACAGUAUGUCCAUAAUUUCAUGCUUUAUCCAAAUGAUGUUUGCUAAAGUUCUAAUAUGAAACCUUGAGGAAAUUUAGCAAAGAAAGCAACGUUAACCCUUUGGACAAGUUAGUGGGCAGAAAGAAAAGCUUGAAGUUACUCUUAUCAUGCCAUACCACACCAUGAGCGUGCCCCCAAAGCUUGCCAUUCUCAUUCUUGUAUAAAACUCUCCUUCUGUCAUCACACUUCUAUAAAACUUUCAUUAUAUAUCACAUCAUCUUUUGUCAACCUUCAACAAAUUCAGUGGUUGCAUAUUGCAGCUAGCUUUCAUGUACAAUGGAAGGAGAGGGAAGCAUUCAUGUACAAGUGGAUGAACUCCAAAUGGUGAGGCUCAGCGAAACCAUCAGCAUAGGCACCACCAUGUUUGAGCCUCGUGGCCUCAGCAGCAUAGACAAGUUUGACAGUAACAGCACUGUCAAUUCUGUCUCUCCAACAACCUCAGCACCGGAAAAGAAGCUCACCCUUUUUGCCCUCCAGCUUGCAGUGCUUGAAAAAGCAGCCACCGGGUUGGGAACUCUCGGUUUCAUAUGGGCAACCGUUGUCCUUCUCGGUGGUUUCGCCAUCACCUUAGAAAAAACCGACUUCUGGUUCAUCACCAUCAUCCUUGUUGUUGAAGGAACCAGGAUUUUCAGCAGGAGCCAUGAACUUGAAUGGCAGCACCAAGCCACAUGGUCUAUCACUGAGAACCAUCACCACCAAUAUGUCGCAGCUGAUGCUACCCCAACAAGGACACCAACUAGGAUGUGGGUUAGCUCAGAUGUUCCACUCCUACCAUAUGCUAAAUGGUUUUUCCUUUCAAGGCAUGUUAGUAGGCUUCUCUAUUGGCUACAGCUUCUUUCUGCAACGGCUUGUGUGGUUCUCUCGUUAAUAAAGCUCGUGAUGCAUAACUACGGAGAGGUGGCAAAGGGAGACACUGACAAGAGGAACCGCAAAUCAGCUCUUUCCAUCUUCUAUGCGUUGGCUCUUGCAGAAGCUCUGUUGUUUCUGAUGGAAAAGGCCUAUUGGGAGUGGCAAGUCAGCUAUUGCAAGCUGUUGGAAGAGGUUAACAAGGAGUGUGAGUUGGGGCCACGGGGAAUGGUGUCCACUAGAAGGUUCUUCUAUGAUGCCUAUUCAAGAUGUGUCAAUGGAAGCAUAUUUGAUGGCUUGAAAAUGGAUAUGGUGAGUUUCUCUAUGGACUUGUUGGCUUCUAACUCACCUGAUGAGCAGCUCAUUGGAGCAAGAAUUCUUAGACAGUUUUCAGUCAGUGAAAGAUUUUCUGAUGAUACCCUUCAAAAGAUUGGAAUUGAUAUAUCAGUGGCGGAGAGACUAGUUGAGAUGUUGAAUUGGACAGACCCUAAGGAGGAAGAGAUUAGGCUCUCGGCUGCAGAGAUUUUGUCAAAAUUAGCUGGCAAAAAGCAGAACUCUCUCCGCAUAGCUGGAAUACCAGGAGCAAUGGAAUCAAUAUCAUCCCUUUUGAAAACUAAUAGGAGUGUAAUUCCUGCAGCUGAUGAGAUAGGGGAAAAGAAACUUGUAUUUGAUCACCAAUAUUAUGGGUUCUGUACAUUUAACCAAUUGGGACUCCUCAUACUCAAAAAACUUGCACGUGAUCUUGACAACUGUGGAAAGAUUGGAAACACAAGGGGCCUUCUUCCAAAGAUCAUAGACUUCACACAUGCUGAAGAAUGGUUGCUGAAGAGUGAAAAUGUUACUUCAACGCAAGUCGUAACCGUGAAGAGAUCUUUGCAACUGGUGAAGAUGUUGGCUAGCACUGUUGGCACUACUGGGAAAUAUCUUCGAAGAGAGAUUUCAGAGAUAGUUUUCACCAUCAGCAAUAUUAGAGACAUUUUGAGACAUGGAGAGAAGCAUCCUCUUCUACAGAAACUGGGCAUAGAAAUUUUGACCAGCCUGGCAUUGGAAGAGGAUGCAACGGAAAGAAUAGGGGGCACUGGUGGAGUGCUUAAAGAACUUUUCAACAUUUUUUUCAGGCACAACAUACCAGAAAAUCAGAAACAUAUAAAAAUUGUUGCGGGUGAGGCCCUUGCAAUGCUGGUUUCGGAAAGCAAGAAUAACUGCCAUCGAAUUUUGAAGUUGAGAGUACUAGAAAGGCUCGAAGAAGCAUUGAAAGAUCCAUUGCUUCGGGUCAAUGCAGCUAGAAUUCUAAGAAAUUUAUGCACCUACAGUGGACCAGAAUUGUUCAACCAGCUAAAGGGGGUAACAACUGCAGCACCAAUAAUACUUAAGGCGAUCAUGUCAGAAGAAAACAAGAUACAAGAAAUGAUGAUUGGACUAGCUGCAAAUGUUUUCAGAUACAUGACUACUCAUGAAUCAAGCAUUGUAUUUGAAGAAGCUGGAAUCACCGAGGUUGAACUAGCAAACAAAUUAGUCCAGAUUCUGAAGAAACACAAGUAUCCCCCAACCAAGGUCCCAAGGAUAAGGAGGUUCGUGAUAGAGUUGGCUAUUUGGAUGAUGAAAGACAAAUCAGAAAACAUAGACACCUUCAAGGGAAUGGGAAUGGAAGCGGUGUUGGAGGAUGUCUUAGAGACCACAUCGGAGCUUGAAAGCUUUAAUGUUUUCUCCGGCACAGUUGGACUUAACCGGCACAAUAUAACAACUCAGUCACUCGUUGACAUGGCACUGAAAUUGAUGGAAGAUAGGUAAACCAUCAUGGACCAUAUUACUACAGUACAAAGGACAAGCAUGUUUGCUGCGGCUGAAAAGAACUUAUUCAUUGAUUUUCCAGAUUCAAUGUUGAACUUGAAAUAAAUUAUUGACAUUUUACUUCUUAUGCCUGCAUGCUUUCUCUGAAACAAUACGAAGUUAUAACUUCAAUUAUGAAGGAUCCAUUUUGACCAAACUCGAAAUUAUGGGGCUUUUCUUAGCUCAACUAAGGCUUCCAGUUACAUGGAUUUCAAAUGUUUUGGCGCUGUAGUUAAGGAUGCUAAUAAAAUUAUCGCAUGAAAACAUCUCGGGAGAAAAAAAUGACAUAGCAAUCAUGGAAAAUUUUGCAGUCUGUUUCCUCGUAUAAAAAACAGAAAAUAUUAAAGUGGAGUCAAUGUAAUAA